This is a messenger RNA of Salvia hispanica, 2292 nucleotides long. RefSeq names its product protein DA1-like. Gene Ontology annotation, molecular function: ubiquitin binding. NCBI's taxonomy places the organism in Eukaryota, Viridiplantae, Streptophyta, Magnoliopsida, Lamiales, Lamiaceae. The record is from RefSeq and is a predicted model, not a curated record.
AUUCAACAACCCAACGAAACGCCCACCUGCGUUUGAUAUUUCUUAGUCAAACGUUUAUGGGGUUUUAAUUUAGCAUAAAUCAGUCAAAACAUGUUCAUCUAUUUUGACUUGGAGCAAUUUUUCAUGUGAUCGCACUAUUAUAAUAGUAGAAUUUUCCCGAAAGAUUUUGUUUUUAGCAUCUUGGUGGGCUGCCUGAAUUAUAGAAAUUUCUGGGUGUUCAUCAAUAUGCAAUUUUGUUUCGCAAUUUUGUUUUAGUUGAUGAAAACUUAAUUUAUUGCCGAAGAAUUGAGGAGGAAAAUACAUUAGAGUCGAGUUUCUUUUGUUUGAUAUAAAUCAUUAAAAAAGGUUCUAUCUUCAAGCUGUUCUUUGUUAUGUUGUUGCUUUUUUGCUAAUCCUUUUAUUCCCCAUUUUGAUCCUUCUUUCAUUCCUGCAGAUUUUGCUGUCGAUUUAUAUCGAGGUUAAGGCUUUGUUGAGCAUGUGGACACUGCAUUUCACCUAAUGGGCUGGUUUAACAAAAUUUUCAAAGGUUCAGAGCAUAAAGUUUCAGAGGGGCAGUAUGAUUGGAGAUAUGGAGCUGUACCAGUGGAUAAUAAUCCAUCUACUUCAUGGGACUCAUGGUCAGAGAUGGAAGACAUAGACCGUGCAAUUGCAUUAUCUCUUUCAGAAGAAGACCCAAGAGGAGCUACUAUUAUUGAUAGUGAACCGCAAUUGGAAGAAGAUGAACUACUUGCUAGGGCUAUCCAGGAGAGCUUGAAUGUCGAUUCUCCAGCACAGCCAGGGAUCCCAAAUGACAGUGGCGUAGGACAUGGAUAUGGGCAUGGAAAUGGGUACGAGCAUGGAAAUGGAAAUGGACAUGGAAUUGGAAUCGGAAAUGGACAUGGACAUGGAAUCGGAAAUGGACAUGGAAAUAUCCAUGGAAAUGGACAUGGACAUGUACAUGGAAAUGAUAGCCUUUACCAACCUAUAUCUUUUCCUCAUUCUUUAAGUCUCAGGAUUUGUGCUGGAUGCAACACGGAGAUUGGCCAUGGAAGAUUUUUGAGUUGCAUGAGUGCUGUUUGGCAUCCGGAAUGUUUUAGAUGCAAUGGAUGCCGCCAACCGAUAUCUGAUUAUGAGUUUUCCAUGUCCGGGAACUAUCCUUAUCACAAAACUUGCUACAAGGAGUCUUACCAUCCAAAAUGCGAUCUCUGCAAUCACUUUAUUCCUACAAAUGCAGCUGGUCUUAUUGAAUAUAGGGCACAUCCUUUUUGGUCACAGAAAUACUGUCCGAGUCAUGAGCAUGAUGGAACUACUCGAUGUUGUAGUUGUGAGCGAAUGGAGUCAUGGGAUGCUAAAUUUGCUGCUCUUAAUGAUGGUCGAAUACUCUGCUUGGAGUGCCUGGACUCCGCAAUAAUGGAUACUGAUGAGUGCCAGCCCCUGUUUCUUGAUAUACUAGAGUUCUACGAAGGGUUAAAUAUGAGAGUGACACAACAGGUACCGUUGCUUUUGGUUGAAAGGCAGGCACUAAAUGAAGCAAUGGAUGGGGAGAGGCAUGGGCAUCACCACAUGCCUGAAACCCGAGGUCUCUGUCUUUCUGAGGAACAGACAGUCAGCACAGUAAUGAGACGCCCAAGGACAGGAGGAAACCGCAUGCUUACUGAGCCUUACAAAUUAACACGCCAUUGUGAAGUGACGGCUAUCCUUAUUUUAUAUGGCCUUCCAAGGUUGCUAACUGGAUCAAUAUUGGCUCACGAGCUGAUGCAUGCCUGGCUGCGACUUAAUGGCUAUCGAACUCUCAGACAAGAUGUUGAAGAAGGUAUCUGUCAGGUCCUUGCCAGUAUGUGGUUGGAGUCCCAGAUUUUAUCCAUGCCCGAUACUAAUAAUGCAUCAACGUCAUCGUCUUCCUCAUCAAGCCUAGGAGCAAGAUCUCCGUUUGAGAAGAAACUCAGUAUCUUCUUUAAACAUCAGAUUGCAACAGAUUCAUCUGUGAUAUACGGAAAUGGUUUUAGAGCUGGAAACGAGGCAGUGCUCAAAUACGGCUUACAAAGGACCUUGGAUCACAUGCGAGAGACAGGAAAUUUUCCUUAUUGAGUUUGGUCCCUAAAAUGGAUAAUUUAUUGAUUGUUCUUUCGUUCUUUUGUGAAAUUAUUGCUUGGCCUUUCGUUGUUAGCAGUAAGGCCUUCCUCUAGGACAUACAUGUCAGUACAGAAGUUUUCAGAAUAGGUUAGAGCGUCAUUCUUAAACCUUGUUUAAUUUAAAGUCCUUACAUUUACUACAAGUACAUUGAAAUUCAUAUUCAUUCUUCUUUUGCUGUGA